GACGAAAAAGGGCAGAUCAAAUUUCAGACCCCCCCACACUAUAUAUAAUCAGGUGUCUUUAUGCCGAAGGUUACUACUUCUAAUUCUCCUGGACUCUUAACCCAAGAUGGAUCACAUUGUGAUCUUCCUUUGGGUGCUACUUUCAGCAUCAGGAGUAAAAUCUGCCACAACAGCAGCUAAAGAUUUCUACAGUUGUGGCAAGACUUUCACAGAUCCAUCGGGGUCAUUUACUCUCCCAUAUUACAAUGGUGGUGGAGAUGUCGUGGAGUGUCUCUGGACAAUUGUUUCCGAUUAUAAGAUUCCUAUAGUGCUAACCCUUGAUUAUUUCAGUUUGGACUGUACUCGUGAAUACAUUCGUAUCUAUGAUGGACUGGUACGUCAUUCAGCACUACUUGGGCAAAUAUGCGGUGGCUCAAGUCAGGUAUUCGUUUCACGUUCAGGCAUCAUGAAAGUUGUACUCCACAGAGAGUCCUAUCGUGCAAGCUCUGGCUUUUUUGGCUAUUACGAUAUAACAGAUCUGGUAACCUCAACAGUCCCUGAAUUAACAACAGCUCCAGAGUUGACAACCGGACCCUUGUAUACAACAACUCUUCCUGCAGAAACCACUAAUCUGGUAACCUCAGCAGUCCCUGAAUUAACAACAGCUCCAGAGUUGACAACCGGACCCUUGUAUACAACAGCUCUUCCUGCAGAAACCACUAAUCUGGUAACCUCAACAGUCUCUGAAUUAACAUCAGCGCCCUUUCAGUGUGGUGGCGUUCUCUUGGAACCAUUUGGAUAUAUCUAUGGCCCUUAUUAUCCUGGAUAUGGCAGGCCAAUGGAGUGUACCUGGGAAAUUAAAGCUCCACAGUUUUACGAGAGAGUUGUUUUACAGUUUAAAACAAUUGGUUGGAAUUUGAACUGCCGCACAGAUUAUAUUGCCAUCUACGAUGGUGGCUUGGGCUCAUCAAGAAAACUUGGAAGAAUUUGCAUGUUUACCCGUCAUGUAUUUAUAUCCACUUCAGACACAAUGACUGUUGUGUUGUACAGAAAUUCCUCUAACGCAGGGCUAUCAUUUACUGCUUAUUACUAUACUACGCCACAAGAAACAACCACAGAACAGAUUUUGCAAGAAACAACCACAGGACACAUUGAUACUACUUCUGUCACCCUGGAAGCAACUACAGAAGCAACUACUGCUGCUGUUCUAUCCACAACUGGAGAACCGACCACUUUAGGCACAGAGUCUCCUUCUACUCCAUCUGCAUGUGGUGGCUAUCUCUCCCUUCCAAAUGGAUCUAUCUCUGGACCAUAUUAUCCUGGAAAUGGUGCCAUUGUACAGUGUAUCUGGGAAAUUCAAGUGAGCCCUGGUUAUCAAAUAGUUCUCCAGUUGUCUUAUAUUAGCCUGAACUGCAAGAAAGAAUAUAUUAAGAUCUUCGAUGGGUACGCGUAUGCCUCCACUCUGCUUGGAAGAAUUUGCUCUGGCAUCUAUCUCAACUAUACCUACACAUCAACUUACAACACAAUGACUAUUGUGCUGUACAGAGAUUCAUAUUACUCAGGAAAUGGGUUUUAUGCUUCUUAUGCUUCUAUUCCACUAAGAAUAGAAACAACUACUGCACCACCUCUCAAUGAAUCAACCACUGGAAUAGAAACAACUACUGCACCACCUCUCAAUGAAUCAACCACUGGAAUAGAAACAACUACUGCACCACCUCUCAAUGAAUCAACCACUGCUCUUCCUACAAGUUUAGCACCAGUUCCUUCGAGAACGCUUUCAUGUUCUGGAGAAUACAUGCUUGCACACAUCAGCAGGGACUAUCUUGGGUUGCUGGGCUACAAUGCAAGCGAAGUAUCCCUGAAUACUUCAGACCCCUUCUGCUCACCUGAGAUUACUCAAGAAUAUGUGGUCUUCAAGAUACCAUAUAGUGGGUGUGGCACAGUAAGAAAGCAGUCAAAUAAUGACACCAUCACCUAUACCAACAUAAUCAAGACAUCAGCCUCUGGUUAUAUCAUUACAAGAAGGAAAAACUUUCAAUUUCAUAUUAUGUGUGAAAUGAACGCAAAGAGUGUUGUAGAGACGAUGUUUAUUGCCCAAAAUUCCAUUGACAUUACUGAAAGAAAACAUGGCAACUACAGUGUGGCACUUUCGUUCUAUGAAUCAUCAUCUUUCGACGUUUCAGUUCGCAGUUUCCCAUAUGUAGUGCCCCUCGACCAGGUUCUCUAUCUUCAAGCUACUCUCAACAGUUCUGAUCCAAACUUAGUACUAUUUCUAGACACAUGUGUAACAUCUCCAUACCCUGGUGACUUCACAACUCUGACCUAUGACUUAAUCAAGCAUGGAUGUGUGCGAGACCCAACCUUCUUAAAUCUCAGAUUUAACUCAAGCAACAACAACGUUCGUUUCAAGUUCAACUCUUUUAAGUUUCUUUAUGAACACAAUCAAAUUUAUUUGCAAUGCAAACUAGUAGUGUGCAAGGCAUAUGAUUACUCAUCCCGAUGCUACCAGGGAUGUUUAACUAGAAGGAAGAGGGAAACAGAUAAUCUUCAGGAUAAAGUGGAUGUGGUCGUGGGACCAGUCAAACUGCGGAAAGAAACCAAUGAAGACAAAAGACAGGAACUGGCUAAGAGUGUGAAUCUAGAAAAGAAAGAAGCUCUCAGCCCACUUACUGUUACUACUGUACUUUUGGCAGCCAUGGUCUUUGUUCUGUCCGGCUUACUUAUAAGCAGCAAACUGAGAAGGAAAAACUAUCACCAAAUCUACUGAUACCAAUGCACCAGCAAGAGAUUCAUUCAGCACUUCCUACACAAAAACAAAACCCGCAUCUUUAGCAUGUAUUUCUGGAAUUUAAAUCCAUAGACAGGAACAUCUAUAGUUGGACACAUUUACUGGUAGAUUGAAACACAAUCCAGUUCAAUCAAAGUACCAGGAUCAAAUAUUUAUUUUGAUCAAAAUCAUUGCCUAUAUCCAGCUAAUUUGACUUAAUGGCAUUGUGGAAUUGUUCUCAUUAUCCUUUUAAACAUCCCCCCUUACCUUCUAUGGAUAUAGUUAAGUCCCAUUGUACUUCCAAAAACCAUUCUACAUACAGUCGUACCUCGGGUUACGACCACCUCGGUUUGCGAACAGUUCAGGUUACGAACUGCGCAAACCCGGAAGUGUUUUCACCGCGCACGUGUGCGCAGAAGCGGCACGUGCGGUCUGCGCAUGCGCAAAAUGGCGCUUUGCGCAGCGUUCGGGUUACGAACUGUGAUCCGGAACGGAUCGCGUUCGUAACCCGAGGUAUUACUGUAUAAAUAUUAUACCUGCCAACUUCAUAUGUCAGAGAUGCAUCAUGACUAUAUUUCAAAAGAGGAUUUGUUGCGACUCUUCAGUUAAUAUUUAGGAGCUGAAAGGCAAAGUGCUGAAGUUUAUUGGAAUAAUUGGAAACAGACAUAGGAAAUGUGCUUCAUAAUACAUAGCUGAACAUGUUCCAGCUAUGUUGAUUUUGAAAUGAUAAGUUUGAUACUCUCUUUUGACUAGUGUAGAAUCUCUGUCACAAGUGUAAACAAGCAGUUUGGCUUAUGGCCUGAUUCACCAGCCAGUUCGGUCAGAGAAUUUCAUGUUCAGUUCCAUUUAUCUUUGUAGGGUUACAAUUAGUUUAAAUCCUAGGAUGUUUUUGUUAAUUACUUAAGCAAAGGAUCUCACAAUUCAACAUUUCUCUGUCACUAUUCCAUUAUGCUAUUUCUGCUUCUUUUGAAAACUCCUGCUUUGCCCCAUUGUGCUUUGGGAGAAAUUUCAGAUGACGAUGUUACCCUUUCACGUGGCAAUUCAUUCUGUCAAAUUGAUGCAAAUAACAAAUCCAUCAUUUGUAUGAAGCAUAAAACAGAUUCAGGGUUUGUUGUUGCAUUUUGCUAACUGAAGGUAAAGAGGCAUUCAGAGUCCACAUGGUGACUGACAGAAUAAUAAGAGGAGAAUUAUAAUCUCAAGCAACUCCCAAGGAAAAAAUGGUCCAUAAAACUGAACAGAUAGUUAUAGGGUUUUAUGAUGUAUUCAGGAAUGGAAAAAUCUGUUUCAUCAAUGUAAUGCCAAAUUAUAUGAAGUUGCAUUUUUCUGCCAACUACUUUGCAAUAAAAUUACUACAUCUUUGCAA
Molecule: messenger RNA, 4109 nt
Organism: Zootoca vivipara (common lizard)
Lineage: Eukaryota; Metazoa; Chordata; Lepidosauria; Squamata; Lacertidae
Source: RefSeq, a predicted model, not a curated record